Morchella sextelata is the source of this 939-nucleotide messenger RNA. RefSeq lists its product as uncharacterized. NCBI's taxonomy places the organism in Eukaryota, Fungi, Ascomycota, Pezizomycetes, Pezizales, Morchellaceae. The transcript has 4 exons. The coding region runs from base 1 to 939 and encodes 312 amino acids. The record is from RefSeq and is a predicted model, not a curated record.
AUGGAGCGGAUACGGGGGUUUGUGCAGCGCCUUGGUGGGAGUGGGGGGAACGGGGGUGGCGAGGAUGUUGCGAUGGCGACGAAGGAGCAGACGGAGGAGAUACUGUCGAACCUCCCGCUAACACGCGAAUUCCUGUCUGAACUACCACACACCCGCCUCCUCACCACCGCCGCCCAAAACGACACACUCGCCCGCACCGCCCACGCCCUCAUCACAAGCCUCAACACGCACCUCACCGCGCACCACACCACCACCACGUCACUACACGCGCACCUACGCACCCUCAGCAGCCUCAGCGGCACCCUCAGCGCCGCGCAAUCGCACGCCGCAGCCCUGCACGCACAGCUACUAGAGCUAUCUGCGCUCGUGGCCGCCGCGGAGGAGUCACAGGGUGGCGACACGGAUGCGGAGAAGGGGUUUGAGCGGUGGGCGGCGGGGCGGAGGGCGCAGGUGGAGGAGAGGAAGGGCGCGUGGAGGGAGGAGCUGGUGAGGUUUGAGAGGGAACGGGUGGCGAUUGGGGCGGCGGGGGAGGUGGUGGUUGCGAAGAGCGGGGGGGGCGGGGGCGGGGGAGGGGGAGGGUUGGAGAGUGUGGAGUUGGAAGGGGAGGGGGAGGGGCAGGAGGGGUUGGAGGACUUUUUGGGGGGUGGGUUUUAUGGGGGUGGCCCUUCUUCACUGCCGCUGCCGCUGUCCGUCCCUUCGUCUUCUUCUUCUUCCUCACUGCCCCCGCUGGCCACUACGACAGCUAUGACAGCUACGACAGAUACCACUACGACUACGACUACGACGACGACCAGCAAGAAGCCGAAAAAGCCAAAGCCAAAACCACAGCCCAAGACACUACCCGUCGCGAAACCACCGCCCCCGAGGCCAAAGCAGCGGAUGGCAGUCAUGGCCGAUGAGGAUAUCGACGACGAGGACGACCUCAAGAAGUGGUACUAA